Messenger RNA from Rhagoletis zephyria (snowberry fruit fly), 1730 nucleotides. RefSeq lists its product as uncharacterized. The record is from RefSeq and is a predicted model, not a curated record. NCBI's taxonomy places the organism in Eukaryota, Metazoa, Arthropoda, Insecta, Diptera, Tephritidae.
AAAAUCAUACGUUAGUUGUCAGUUAAAAAAUAAAUCAAAUUUGUCGACGAUGAAGGAGAGCGAGGUGGCAACCUCACUCUAUUCGACUAGUUUCUAAAAUUCCUCUAAACAAAAAUCCUCCAGAAAGUUGUUUUUGUAUAAACUCACUGAAUUUAUCUACUGAAGUAUGAAAUGAAAUUGAAAUGUAAAAAGCUACAAUUAAAGAUAUAAGCGCGACCGUCGUACAGCACGGACGUGCCUUUGAGUCAUUUUAAGUCUCAACUCGAUUUAAUUAUAGAAUUUCGUACAUUUGUACCUCUUUAUUUGAAGUCAUUAAAUAUUUUAUCCAAAGAAAAUCUAACUCUUUUAUUCCUCGUUCCGACCGAAAUCUCCCUUUAAUAUAGCGGCGCUAUAUUAAACAUGGUCCUUACGCCGUCAAGUAAAAAAAAAGAAUCGGCAUAAAAGUAAAAGCGAUGUUAUCGUACAUAACGAGCCAGUCGAAGAAACUAAAUAAAAACGCGGUUAUUACAUGAAAUUACGUACAAAAAUCAAGACAAUCGAACUGAAAAAAAAAAUUGUGUAAAAGAAGAACUUUUAAAUUGUGGAAGACACUUGUGAAUUUAUAAAAACAUAUAAAAAAAUAAAAAAAUCUCCAAAACGAAGUGAAAAACACAUGUUCAUGUGAUAAACUGAAAAUUACCACUUAAGGGAAAACGCUUUAACUCAAAUACAAAAGUAUUAUUAAAAUUUGAACAAAUAUUACAGACUAAAACGCGAAUAUAAGUAAAAAUAAAAUUUAUUAAAAGAUUCUAGAACCAAAGAAUCAAAAACCCAAAACUAAAAAGAAGCGGACUAGAAGAGAGAAGACGUGAACCCCGGAGUACGUGGAAGUGGAGCUUCAGGAACUUUGCAGCCAGCUUAGAGCAAACACAUUCCCAAGGAGAAGACUCUGCCCAAACACUUACUCGGAAAAUAAAAUAUUUGGUAACUGUAAAGAAAAUGGCACAAACCCCGGAUGUAUAUCAGUGUCAACUGUGCUGCCGUUUUCAUGCUCUGCAAACCUGCGCUUGUUUUCGAGAGAUGAGUGUGGCCGAUCGCAUAGAAGCUGUCCGCGUUCAUAAAUAUUGCAUGAACUGUUUGGCCCGAUCCCACAAGACCGGUGCAUGCCCAUCUCGGAAUAGCUGCAGAAUAUGUAAAUUAGGACACCACACGCUUCUUCACCGCCCAACUGCCAAUUCCACUGGGGAACGCAAACCUGCUCAACAUGCUGUGGGACGCAGAUCGAAACGCGAGACAGAACGCCGCUCUACGGCAAUGAAGACAUCGAAGUCGAAGUCACUUACGGCCCGCUUUAAACCGCGGAAUUGUCCGUGUGGACGCCUUUUGUUAUCAAGGAAACCCAAUGCCGUUUCGCGUAUCGACAGCUAGACAGCCUACUAAAUGUUGCACCCGUGCAAGGGCGGCGGCAUGUCGACGAUGAAGGAGAGCGAGGUGGCAACCUCACUCUAUUCGACUAGUUUCUAAAAUUCCUCUAAACAAAAAUCCUCCAGAAAGUUGUUUUUGUAUAAACUCACUGAAUUUAUCUACUGAAGUAUGAAAUGAAAUUGAAAUGUAAAAAGCUACAAUUAAAGAUAUAAGCGCGACCGUCGUACAGCACGGACGUGCCUUUGAGUCAUUUUAAGUCUCAACUCGAUUUAAUUAUAGAAUUUCGUACAUUUGUACCUCUUUAUUUAAAGUCAUUAAAUAUUUUA